Messenger RNA from Lampris incognitus (smalleye Pacific opah), 4107 nucleotides. RefSeq names its product WD repeat-containing protein 26-like. Gene Ontology annotation, molecular function: protein binding. Gene Ontology annotation, biological process: proteasome-mediated ubiquitin-dependent protein catabolic process. Gene Ontology annotation, cellular component: GID complex. The record is from RefSeq and is a predicted model, not a curated record. The transcript is spliced from 14 exons. The coding region runs from base 434 to 2263 and encodes 609 amino acids. Lineage: Eukaryota; Metazoa; Chordata; Actinopteri; Lampriformes; Lampridae.
UCCGGUGACGUCAGCGUGUCAGGACUCCAUUAAGGCUGCAGCUGUUUUGGGAGAAACAACAACAAAACGGGACGACUGGCUGGGCUACCACAGUGUCAGUUCGUUCUGAGCCAGGCUACCGUGUCUCAAUUCUGGGAGCCAAAACCUCCUUUCCCACCCGGAGCUCCGCCGGCUUCUAACCACGGCCGCUCUCGGUGAGGAAACUCUGGCCUCCGCUUCCUCCUCCUCCGACUCGGACACCGGCGGAGCGUCGCCGCCCCCGCGGAAGAAACACCGAGCCUCGGCGGCGGAGGGAGCAGGAGAGCCCGGGGCUUCGACGGUUGUAACGGGCCUCGCCGGAGUUGUUCUAGGACUUGCUACUUCUUCCCCACAUUCUCAAGCAGCCUCUGCCAUUCACUUUAACCGAAGUUUUGUCAACAACCUCAGCGGCAACAUGCAGGCAAACGGGGCAGGUCAGGGACAGGAAUCGUCGGAGCUUUCUUGCCUCAACAGCGCACAAAACGGGGAGUCGUCCUCGGCUGGCGGAACGCACUCCAACGGGCUACUCUCCAGCACAAACAACGGGAAUAGUGUCGGUACCAGUAACGGGGCCUCUACGGGACCUGGUUCCGGGACCUCGGCCGGCUCUUCGGCGUCGGGCUCUGAGGUGGGCUCCUUGAAAAAGAAGAAACGUCUUUCGCAGGCAGAGGAAGAUGUCAUUCGAUUAAUAGGACAACAUCUCCACGGACUGGGGCUAAAUCAAACAGUGGACUUGCUGAUGCAGGAGUCAGGCUGCAGACUGGAACACCCCUCAGCCACCAAGUUCCGCAACCACGUCAUGGAGGGGGAGUGGGACAAGGCUGAGAAUGAUCUCAACGAGCUGAGAGCACUGAUGCAUUCUCCCAAUGCUAUUGUGCGCAUGAAGUUCCUCCUGUUGCAGCAGAAGUACCUGGAAUAUCUGGAGGAUGGCAAGGUUCUGGAGGCGCUGCAGGUUCUUCGAGGAGAGCUGACGCCACUUAAGUACAACACAGACCGGAUCCAUGUGCUCAGCGGGUACCUCAUGUGUAGCCAUGCUGAGGAUCUGAGAGUCAAAGCAGAGUGGGAGGGCAAGGGGACAGCCUCACGCUGCCGACUGCUGGACAAACUUCAGAUGUACCUGCCUCCUUCUGUAAUGCUGCCUCCUCGGCGGCUGCAGACCCUGUUGCGCCAGGCAGUGGAGCUGCAGAGGGACCGCUGUCUCUACCACAACACCAAGCUAGACAGCAGCCUGGAUUCUGUCUCCUUACUCCUUGACCACGUCUGCAGUCGGAAACAGUUUCCUUGUUACACCCAGCAAAUCCUGACAGAGCAUUGUAAUGAGGUCUGGUUCUGCAAGUUCUCCAAUGAUGGCACCAAAUUGGCCACAGGCUCCAAAGACACAACUGUCAUUAUUUGGCAAGUGGACCCUGAGAGCCACCAGCUGAAGCUGCUGCGAACCCUGGAGGGUCAUGCCUAUGGAGUGUCCUACUUAGCCUGGAGCCCUGACAACACCUACCUAAUCGCCUGUGGUCCUGAUGACUGCUCUGAACUCUGGCUCUGGAAUGUCCAGACGGGGGAACUGCGGACCAAGAUGUCCCAAUCCCAUGAGGACAGCUUGACCAGUGUGGCCUGGAACCCUGACGGCAAACGUUUUGUCACCGGAGGACAGAGGGGGCAGUUCUACCAGUGUGACCUGGAUGGUAACCUGUUAGAUUCCUGGGAAGGUGUGAGAGUGCAAUGCCUGUGGUGCCCGAGUGACGGCAGGACGGUGUUGGCCUCCGACACCCAUCAACGUAUCAGAGGUUACAACUUCGAGGAUCUUACAGACAGAAACAUAGUUCAGGAAGACCACCCUAUCAUGUCUUUCACUGUUUCAAAGAACGGAAGAUUAGCUUUGUUAAAUGUAGCAACUCAGGGGGUGCACCUGUGGGACCUGCAAGACCGGGUGUUGGUGAGGAAGUAUCAAGGAGUUACCCAGGGCUUCUACACCAUUCACUCCUGCUUUGGAGGGCACAAUGAAGACUUCAUUGCCAGUGGCAGUGAAGACCACAAGGUAUACAUCUGGCACCGGCGUAGUGAGCUGCCCAUUGCUGAGCUAACAGGACACACACGCACCGUCAACUGUGUGAGCUGGAACCCAGCCAUCCCAGGUCUCAUGGCCUCUGCUUCAGAUGACGGCACAGUGCGUGUUUGGGGACCUGCGCCUUUCCUCGACGCACAAGAGGCCGAAGGACUCAAUGAGAACUGCAGUAACAUGGAUAGUUGAUGGUGACUGAUGGAGCAGAAGACGUCUUCUCUCUUUAACAACAAAUCCACGACGAAAACGAAAUCCAAACCAGGUGAAUGAAAUCCAACCCGAAGAAAAACGACGACAAGUAAACAAAAAGCCACCAAGACAAAUUUGAGAACAAAAGUCUCAUAACUGAUCCAGACAAAACUGUGUAGGUGACGAUGGGUACUCUUAAAAGAAAAAAAAAAUCCAGGUCCUCAUCAGAAAUUCAAUCUUGACCAAUACUCCCUGCCCCAAAGGACAUGGCCAUCAAGUUCCCAAUGUUUCCCAGGAAACCCACCUCCACCGUGGGCUUGGAGCCCGACAUUAAGCCCCUGCCAUCCAUCCCGCCAGACAGACACCACAGACAUGCCGUCUAUUCUUUGGACCAAGUCCGUCUGUCUGUAUCUGUCUCACAUACCUGUAUAUGUGUACAUGGAGAUGGGUGGGGUGGGGGGUGUUAGGGGAGGAUGGUGCAUAUGGGGAUAUGGCAACUCUUCUGUGUGUCUGUUUUUCUUUCUCUUUUUCUUGCUAUAUUCUUCACACUAGUUGUCGGACAAAGGCUCGAAAUCCACCAUAAGAUGCUAGCCAGCCGAAUGACGACACAAAACAGGCUACGCUAAAUGUUGGAUUUUUUUUAUAGUAGACAUAUCGUUAUUCUCACUGAAGAGGUUAAUCUUAGCUCGAUUAGUACCCGCAGAAAGCUUUGGUGUGAAGAAUACAGUUUUUCUCUCUGAUUCUCCAAAUUAGGAAAAAGCUUUUUUUACGUGAAUUGAAACUAACCCUAACAGCCGCUGUAAUGACACAAACUGACAGUCACCCAUACCCUCUGUUGAGCUAGCUACCGCACAUCUCCACUACAUCUACCUGAGAGGUGAAGGACAGAGUGAUUCAUAAGUCAAAGGUGAAGAACCAACCAUUGCUGGUGCAGUAGGAUUUCCAUUGUAGGCAUAUCUUCUUGGAUUUCUCUUGAAGGGCAUGCUCUAAGAUGUAAAAGAACAUGAGAUGCACCUUAAAUUGCACACUGAUGUAUACACCUGUCCUUCCUCUGUGCGUGUGUGUUAGUGUGUGUUUGUGUAUUGUGCAUGCACACAUUUUGUGUGGAUGUUGGUGUGUAUGAAUGCAGGUGCAUGUAUGCCUGCGUAUGGAAGUUGAUAUUGGUGGGUGUGGGAAUGGAUUUAUUUGCGUGCGUGCUUGUAUGUGUGUUCAAUUCACACCAGCAGAAGAUUCUUGCUUCCCCCAUGCCCCAGUCCCCCCCACCUCCCACCCCCAGUGAAAUUGUAAAGAGGAUUUUAAAACCAUUCUAAGUUAUCCAAAAUCCCAAAGCGACCUCUAUCUGUGGAACAAAAAGUACUUGAGAGCCAUUUUGUAAAACCCUUUUUUUUAAUCUGGGGAUGUUAUUUUACAAUUGAAUUCACUUUUUAUAUAUCUCCUAACCAUAUGGCAUUGAAAUGGCACUGAGUCAUUGGCAUCUUUUUUUGGGGGGGGGGGGUUAAGGAAAUUUGAAAAAGCAGAUUAAAUGAGGUGCGCUAAAGGAAAAAGGCUGUAAACUAAGCUGUUAUGAGCAAAAGGUCAUUUCAUAUGAGGAGUUUAUGUUAGUAAGAAUGGAAAAAGGAUUCAACAUGUUGCGUAGAGGGAAGAGGCAUCAGUAACCAGAACCACAUUCUACGUCCACAGUGUUAGGGAAUAGAUUUGCUGUCCUGAAUCACACACAAAAUGCCUUCCUCUUCACACGUGCACACACACACCUUCAGUAUGUAUUACAAUCCCACUGCACUUAGUGUUUUUUUUUUCGUUUUGGUUUUUUUUUUUUUUUUUGCUCUCUUGCACCCAUUACAAAA